CGCGGUUAUCUGGGCUCUUCGUGAUUCUUCAUCACUGUUUUUUAUUGAACGCGAUAUUUUAAGCCGAUAGUAAUUAAUUUUACUUUAAUAUUAUUUAAACGUAUCUUAAUUUAAAGAAAAUCUAUAAACAGCAUUUUUUGAAUAAUAGUAAUUAUUAGUGUUUUAUAGGAUGGCGGAAGAUCUAGAUGUAGAAGCUUUACUUGAAGCCCCUUACAAUAAAUCGGAUUAUCCAUCUUCGAAGCAUCGCUCGGACAAGUAUUCAGAUAAGCACAGAGAUUCGGACAAGGAGAGCAGUAGGAGGCGCAGUAAAUCAAAAGACCGAAGAAGAUCGCGUGAAAGGGACAGUCGCCGCUCCAGAGAUCGAGAUGACAAACGUGAUAGGGGAGACCGUGAUAAAGAUCGCAGGGAGAAAGAAAAAGACCGUAGUCAUAGGGACAAAGAUAGAGAACGUGAACGUGAACGCGAUAAAGAGAAGAGACGUAGCAGGGACAAAGAUAAAGAAUACAGUCGCGAACGAGAGCGCAGUCGCGAUAGGCAGUCAACACACAAGAAAGAACGAAGCCGCGAAAAGGAAAUAAAGAGGGAUCAACGAUCAAAGUCAGUAAAUAUUGAACCAAAACUAGAAGAAUUACCUCCUGAAGAAAGGGAUCUCCGUACUGUUUUCUGCAUGCAACUUUCACAGCGCAUUAGAGCAAAAGAUUUGGAAGAGUUUUUCUCGUCUGUUGGUAAAGUCAGAGAUGUUCGGCUUAUUACAUGCAAUAAAACUAGAAGGUUUAAGGGUAUAGCAUAUAUAGAGUUUAAGGAUGCUGAGUCAGUACCAUUGGCAUUAGGUUUAACAGGACAAAAAUUACUUGGAGUCCCCAUUAUUGUCCAACACACCCAAGCAGAAAAGAACAGAGUUGGUAAUUCUCUGCCAAAUCUGGCACCAAAGACUAGCAAUGGGCCAACAAGAUUAUAUGUUGGAUCCUUACAUUUUAAUAUUAGCGAAGACAUGCUGAGAGGAAUUUUUGAACCUUUUGGGAAAAUUGAUACAAUACAAUUGAUGACUGAUCCAGAAACAGGAAAGAGUAAAGGAUAUGGGUUUCUUACGUUCCACCACGCAGGUGAUGCUAAGAAAGCUAUGGAACAGUUAAAUGGAUUUGAAUUAGCUGGUAGGCCUAUGAAGGUUGGUAAUGUAACUGAGCGCCCAGAUGGAGGCACCAAUACACGGUUUGAUGCAGAUGAAUUAGACCGAGCUGGUGUUGAUCUUGGUGCCACAGGUCGUUUACAGCUCAUGUUCAAACUUGCAGAAGGUACAGGAUUGCAGAUUCCUCCGGCCGCUGCCUCAGUACUUAUGGGAGCGGGAUCUGCAUUAGCUUCACAGCCGCAAAUAACACCGCCCAUAGCAACACAAUGCUUCAUGCUCAACAAUAUGUUUGAUCCAGCAUCAGAAACAAAUCCACACUGGGAUAUUGAAAUUCGGGAUGAUGUUAUCAGUGAGUGCAACAAGCAUGGUGGGGUGUUACAUGUUUAUGUGGAUAAGGCGUCUCCUCAAGGAAAUGUCUACUGCAAGUGUCCAACAAUAGCAACUGCAGUUGCAUCUGUCAAUACUCUGCAUGGACGAUGGUUUGCUGGCCGUGUGAUCACAGCUGCCUAUGUUCCUCUUGUAAACUAUCAUUCACUAUUUCCCGAUGCCAUGACUGCACUCUCAUUAUUGCUUCCUACGCGGCAACGAUAAAUGUACAUUAUUGGUAUUACUAAUGUUUUAUUAAACUGUACACCCUAAUAUAGAAAGAAUAUAGUGUGUUGUCUUAUAUUACAAAUAAAAUAUUGAUCGUA
Molecule: messenger RNA, 1818 nt
Organism: Leptidea sinapis
Lineage: Eukaryota; Metazoa; Arthropoda; Insecta; Lepidoptera; Pieridae
Gene: Caper
Product: RNA-binding protein 39
Exons: 8
Coding region: 170-1717 (515 amino acids)
Biological process (GO): mRNA processing
Cellular component (GO): nucleus
Molecular function (GO): RNA binding
Source: RefSeq, a predicted model, not a curated record